This is a messenger RNA of Podarcis lilfordi (Lilford's wall lizard), 838 nucleotides long. Lineage: Eukaryota; Metazoa; Chordata; Lepidosauria; Squamata; Lacertidae. The record is from the annotation of a GenBank genome assembly.
ACUGCAACUGAUCAGCAGUUGGCAGUGAGGAGCAGGAGUGAAAGAGUGGGCAGUGAGUUUGAAGCCCUGGCCCCAAAGCAAUGACCAGGUCCAUUGCUGCGGUCCUCCUCUGCCUCAUCCGGACUUCCCUGACAUGGGCUAAGUGGAGGGAGCUUGAUGGCUGAGAGAUGUUUUGAACCCAGGGCUCCAGUUUCUUAACUUCUCCUUGUUCUCUCCUAGCUUCAAGAGGCUGCGAGAGCUGCUGGGCAACUGCUGCAAGAGGAACAAGGUCCACCUCUUUGUCCCCAAGGAAGAUCCAGCCCUUGUGAGUGGCCAGGGGAUGGAAACAGGCGAGUCUGGGGGUCCAGGUGAGCAAUUAUUCUGUUGCUGAGAGGGAGACGAUGGCGAGGCCUGUAAGACUCUGACGAUAAUGGAGUCAGGAGGAGACUGACCUCUGCUUGGAGGAGUCUUGGAGGAAGGCAGAAGUGGGGGUGUUUGUGUGUGUUGUUGUUUUUUAUGUUCUUUCUGUCCUUUUUUCUUUGUUUCACCUGCAGAGUUGCCAGCCCAGGGCCAACCGUUGGAGCUCCACUCUUUGAGGAGGUUCACAGUGGAGCCCCUUGGGAAGAUGAUCUUCAUGUGGCCAGGAGAACUUGGGAAGGGUACCUCAGCCUCCACCAUCUUUGGCAUUUAAAGCCGAGCUCUGGGAGGCAGUGGGGGGCAGUCCUUGGAUAGGACAUGCCAACAUGCCCCCCAAGGGCACCUUGGGGGCCAGAAAGACCGUCUCUGGCGCCCACAGGUUCACCUCUCACCCCCACCAAAAUCAGGCUUGAAAUAAACAUCUUUUGGUAGUCAACAGAAU